Plectropomus leopardus (leopard coralgrouper) is the source of this 7403-nucleotide messenger RNA. NCBI's taxonomy places the organism in Eukaryota, Metazoa, Chordata, Actinopteri, Perciformes, Serranidae. The record is from RefSeq and is a predicted model, not a curated record.
GGUGGUCCUCGGCGGGUCAGUUCAGCUGUCGGUGUCCGGUGACGCUAACGGCAUAAAAUUUAACGGAAUUAAACUUUUCUGCUGCUCGGCUCACUUACGGACGCUUUUCCGUCGAGUUUACCGGCUUUUACCGGACAGCAGCAGGAUUUGGGAAGAUGGCAGAGCAGGACAGUCUUCACCCUCACUGAGACGAGGAGGAGGAGGACGAGGAAGAGGAGGAUCAGGAUGGAGCGAGCUCACAGCCUCCUGCUGAACGAGGAGGCGUGCAGUCAGCUGGCUGAACAUCAGAGGGCCGAGUUCGUCUUCGAAUGGCUGACACACCUGAAGAAGCUGCUUCCUGCCACAGAGCGGGCCGACGUCAAACAGAACCAGCGCCGUCUGAUCGACCAGCUGUGGGGCGUCCUGAUCGGCUCCCCCGGCCCGCCGACCCGCUGGCUGCUGGCUCACUGCGCGGCCCUGCUGUACCGCCUGGGAGACCCCAUGACCGCCAGCCUGUUGGUGGACAGGUGCAAUGACGUCAUCCGCAGCAAAGACGACUCUCCGUCGGGACUCCCGACCCGACUGGCAGCCGUCGCAUGUCUCGGUGCUCUGUUUGAGCAGCUCGGCCGGAUGCUCGCCGGCUCCUUCAAAGACACUCUGACCAACCUGCUGAAGGCCAUGAAGAGCGCUGAGUCUCAGGGCCGCUUCGAGAUCAUGCUGAGUUUGGAGAAGAUCCUGCGGGGUCUGGGCGUCAGCGCCGUGCAGUGUCACCGCGACGUCUACAAGGCGGCGAGAGGCUGCCUGACGGACCGAUCCAUGGCGGUGCGCUGCGCCGCCGCCAAGUGCCUGCUGGAGCUGCAGAGGGAGGCGGCGUUUCUGUGGAGCAGCGAGCUGGAAAACGUGGCCACGCUGUGCUUCAGAGCCUUCGAAGGAUCCGGCCACAGCGUCCGAGUGUCGGUGGCCAGACUGCUGGGGACCCUGCUGGCUGCAGCCGUGGAGCCGCGACAGCCCGCCGCUCCGAGGCAGAGUGGGCGGGCUCGGAGCUCCCUGGAGGAGGUGAUGGAUCUGCUGUUGGCGGGGUUCCUGCGUGGCGGGGCGGGUUUCCUCCGAGCCAGCGGGGACAUGCUGAAGGGGACGAGCUCCGUCAGCAAGGACGUCCGCAUCGGCGUCACACAGGCCUGCGUGGUCUUCGUCUCCACGCUGGGCGGCUCCUGGCUCGAGGUGAACUUCCCAGUGUUCUUGUCCCUGCUGAUGGAGCUGGCGUCCCACGGCAGGGCCACGCAGACUCCGGGCGACGCUGUGGUGACCCGUCGCUGCGUCUCCUUCAUCCUGAGGAGCACCCUGGGGUCUCUGCUGGGGGAGAAGGCUCAGACCAACGCCGCCAAACAGCUGUGCCUCGCCGUGGCAACGCAGAAACGAGCCAUCGACGCAGCUCUGACCGAUGGGAACGUUGAGACCAGAGUUUCGUCUACAGACGUCGCAGCCAGUCAGCAUGUGUUGGUCUGCUGCCUGCUGGAACUGGGAGGACUCAUCCAGGGACUGGGAUCCACCGCCGCCCCCCUGCUCACUGACAGCAGCACAGCCCUCCUGGACACGGUGAUCUCCGUCCUCCUCCACCCUGCCGCCUCCGCCUCGUUGGCCGCCGCCUGGUGUCUGCGCUGCGUUGCCAUGGCGAUGCCGUCCCAGUGUUCCUCUCUGCUGGAUCGCUGCGCCGAGCGGUUGGCGGCGCUGAAGUCUUCCCCCGAGGCCGUGGCCGGGUACGGAGCCGCCGUCGCCGCCCUGGUGGCCGCGGUGCAGCACUGCCCACUGGGAAUACCUCACACCAAAGGCACGGUGGUUCUGUCUCUGGCUGAGGAGCUGCUGCGUUCAGCGUCUCAGAACAGUCGUAUCUCUCUGCAGAGGACUCAGGCCGGCUGGCUGCUCGUCUCCUCCAUCAUCACUUUGGGGCCGGCUGUGGUGGAGCACCACCUGUCCCGUCUGCUCCUGCUGUGGCGCUGCGUGUUUCCCGCUUCACUCAGGGAGCAGGAGAUGGAGCUGCGUCGAGGGGACUACUUCACGUGGCAGGUUACUCUGGAGGGACGCGCCGGGGCGCUCUGCGGCAUGAAGAACCUGCUGCUGCACUGCAGGGAGCUCGUCACCGAUGACGUCAUCAGCCGUCUGCUCACGCCGCUGGCCUGCGCUGUGGCCCUGCUCACCAAGCUGCCUGCUCUCCUCCGGUCUUACGGCAGUUCAGUUCGCAGCUGGUCGAUCGUCUACAGACAGAGAGUCUACGAGCUGCUCGCCCUGCUGCCUCCUCACACAUACCAAGAGAGUUUCGGUUUGGUGAUGAACCAGCUGGUGUCGGAUCUGUCCGGUCAGGACAACCUGAACCAGCCGUGCUCAGAGGUCACCCUGCUGCCCCCCCUCUGUCACCCUGACGACCUGCAGCUGGUCGGCACCGCCCUCCACGACACCGACCACAGAUACAUCGAGGAGCAGCUCCAUGGCAGCAGUGUGGGAGGGGGCUCUCUGGAUAACGAUGCCUUCAGUCUGUGUGAAAAGAGCGAUGAAGCUCCCGCUCCUCUUCCUCCUCCCGUCGCUCUCACCGCCGCCGCCGUCCGCCUUUUCGGAGCGCUCUACCCGCACAUCAUCUCCGCUCAGAGGGUCAAGAUUUUGGAGCAGUUUGUGGAAACGGUGAACCAGCUGAAGGGUCAACGCCAGCAGACCGUCCAGAUGCACGUCUGCGCUGCCCUCUGCAGUCUGCUCAAGCACCAGGCUGGUAUUCGGGGCUCUUUGGGGCCAGAGGAGGUGCGUCCCCCGGCGCUGUCCCUCCUGACGGGGGCUCUGGAGAGUGUCAGUCCUCUGCUGCGCUGCCUGGCUGCUGAGGGUCUGGCGCAGCUGGUUCAGGUGGUCGGAGACGCCGGCUUCACUGUGUCCAUCUCGCUGCUCUGCUUCGACAGGCUGAAGACGGCUCGGGACGCAGCGUCUCGCAGCGGCUACGCUCUGGCUCUGGGGGCGCUGCACCGCUACACCGGAGGAAUCAGCUCCCCGCAGCACCUGUCCACCUGCCUGGGAGUCCUGUUCACCCUGAGCCAGGACAGCACCUCACCUGAGGUCCAGACCUGGUCUCUCCACAGUCUGUCUCUGGUGGUCGACCUGUCGGGCGGUCUGUACCGCGUUCACGCUGAGCCGUCCUUCACGCUGGUGCUCCGCCUGCUGCUGUCGGCUCCGCCCACCCACCCCGAGGUGCACCACAGCCUGGGACGCUGCCUGCACGCCCUCAUCACCUGUCUGGGCCCCGACCUGCAAGGUGAAGGUGCGGCGGUGUCCGGUCUGCGCUCCAGCUGUCUGGUGGGAUGCGGCGUGAUGCAGGAUGGUCCGGACUGUCUGGUUCAGGCCAGAGCCAUUUCCUGUCUGCAGCAGCUGCACAUGUUCUCGCCUCCACACGUCAACCUGGCCAACCUGGUACCUGCGCUCUGUGAGAUCUUGUUGGAUUAUUCCAUGUUGGCUCACCUAUGCAGCUCAUACCUGUGUCUGCGUCGGGCCGUGGUGGCGUGUCUGCGGCAGCUGGUGCAGCGGGAGGCCGUGGAGGUUUCUGAACACGCCGUGACGCUCGUCAAAGAGCUGCCCAGACGAGACAACACCCAGCUGGAUGUCACCAUAAAGGAGGUGGGACUGGAAGGAGCUCUGUUCACCCUGCUGGACCGUGAGUCAGAUCCUGGUCUGAUGAGGGACAUCCAGGAGACUCUGGUCCACAUGAUGGCGUCCAGCGCCACUAGUGGGAAACUGGGACACUGGCUCAAACUCUGCAAGGACGUUCUGUCUGCAACCACGGACUGUCGGGCUCCUGUGGAGGCGCAGCAGGAGGACGAGGAGGCGGACCCCAGCAGAGACGACGACUCCUCCGCCUUCAGGGCUCGUUCGGAGUCCGGUGGCCCGUUCACGGCGCUGCGCUGGGCCACGCGCCGCUUCGCCAUGGAGUGCGUGUGCCGCGUCAUCGCUCAGUGUGAGACUGCGGACGCAGCGCACUUCGACAUGGCUCUGGCUCAGGAGCGCCGCCUCCAUGAGUCCACAGACUUCCUGGUCCUCCAUCUCGGCGACCUGGUUCGCAUGGCGUUCAUGGCGGCGACGGACCACAGCGAACAGCUGCGGCUGGCGGGUCUUCAGACCCUGCUGGUGAUCAUCAGGCGCUUCUCCGCCAUCCCUGAACCCGAGUUCCCCGGUCAUGUGAUCCUGGAGCAGUACCAGGCCAACGUGGGAGCUGCCCUCAGACCAGCCUUCACUGCUGACGCUCCUCCUGACGUCACGGCUAAGGCCUGCCAGGUGUGCAGCGCCUGGAUCGCCAGCGGCGUGGUCAGCGACCUGCGUGACCUGCGGCGCGUCCACCAGCUCCUGGCCUCCUCAUUGGCUAAAGUCCAGGCAGGGAGGGACGCGUCCAGCCAGCUGUACAACGAGGCCACUGCGACCAUGGAGACGCUGGCCGUGCUGAAGGCGUGGGCCGAGGUUUACAUCGUCGCCGUUCAGAGCAGCAGACAGAAGGAGCGCUCUGAUAGGAUGGCUGACCUGUCCGUCUCUUCCUCUGCGGCCAAUCACAGCACAGAAUCGGGAGGGGCGGGCCUCCUGAAGCUGGUCCAAUCAGAUCUGUCGACGCUGAGCCGCCUGUGGCUGGCGGCGCUGCAGGACUACGCCCUGCUGACGCUUCCGCAGGAGUUCUCCUCACAGCUCCCUGCAGCAGGAGGCUCCUUCUACACCGCAGAGACCGUCAACCAGGCCAGACCUCACUACUCCUCCUCCUGGGCUCCUCUGCUCCACGCCACCUCCCUCUGGCUCCACAGCACCGGUUUUGUGAUGUCAGACGACUCACCUGCCCACCUGUCCAGACCGGCCACGCCCACCUCCAUGGGGGGCGGAGCCAAGAGUCCAGAGGACGUCAGCAGUGACAGACUGCACCUCAUACUGGGGAUCAGCGUGGAGUUCCUGUGUUCUCCGCACUCAGACGACCAGAUGGAGAACAUCACUUCCUGUCUGCGGGCGCUGCAGGCGCUGCUGGACGUCCCCUGGCCCCGCGCCAAGAUCGGAAACGACCAGGCUCUGAGUGUGGAGCUGCUCAGCGUCCUCCACAGGUUGAUGGUGACCAGAGAGUCGCCGUCCGUUCAGCUUGCCGUCUUAGAUUUACUGCGACAGAUUGUGACGGCGGCUCAGGAGCACGUCAGGGAGAAACGCCACAGCGCCGAAGUGGAUGACGGUGCCGCGGAGAAAGAGACGCUGCCAGAGUUCGGAGAAGGACGGGACACCGGCGGUUUGAUCCCCGGACGCUCGCUGGUGUUCGGAGCGCUGGAGCUCUGCCUCUGUGUGCUGGUCCGGAAACUCCCACAGCUUAGCCCCAAACUGGCUGGAACCAGUCCAACUGGUCCCGGAGGUUCGGUGUGGACUCUGAUGGACAGUGACUGUCAGCUGGUGGCGUCCGCUCUGUGUGUCCUCUCUGAGCUGCCAUCUGUUUGCUCUCCUGAAGGCAGCGUGUCCAUCCUCCCCACCGUCCUCUACCUGCUGCUGGGAGUCCUCAGAGAGCUGGUGCACCAACCCAGCACACACACUGGUGCCGCUGCGGCGGGCUCGGCGGGCGGGGCCGGUGUGGCGACGGCGGUCCAGGCGGCUCUUCAGGCUCUGAAGUCGGUGGUGACGUCGCCGAUGAGCCGACAGGAGAAAAGCCGCGAAGCCUGGAGGCUCCUGCUGAGAUCAGCUCUCAACACACUGCUCUCACUGUGGGACACAGGGGACGUGGAUCAGGUCAGUCUGCUCACAGCUCUCACCGUCUUCCUGCUGUCCGCCGGUCCUGACGUCUGCACCGUGGAGCCGCUGCACGCCGUCUGUCUGCAGCGCUUCACCGCCAGCAUGGACGCCAAAGACCCGCUGGUCGUCGCUCGCUGUCAUCAGCUCCUCACGUCCGUGUUUCAGGCUCCGCCCGCCGUGGCCGUCCCGUACAUCCAGGCGCUCGGACCGCCGCUGGUUCGAUUCCUCCAGAAGGUGGAGAGGAGUCGACCUCAGACUGCGGAGGAGCUGCGAGGAGUCCUGGAGGGAGUCCGAGCCAUGGAGGCGCUGGUGCAGGCGGCAGACGAGUCCCAGCGUCCUCAGCUGGCGGCCGUCAUGUUCCCGCUCCUCGUCUCCUUCCUCCUGGAUGAAAACGCUCUGGGUUCGGCCCCCGCCGCGUCCCGCUCUCUGCACGAGGCGGCGCUCAAAGACCUGAUGCGUCUCGGCCCGCAGCACUCGGACGUCUUCAGGUCUCUCCUCGCGGCGUCUCCUCACCUCAAGUCUCGUCUGGAAGCCGCCGUCAAAGGAAACCAGGAGAGCCUGAAUGCUAAAGCCGGCGGCGCUAACCCGGCGGCCCGCAGCACCGCCAAGUCCUCCCCGAGCAUCACCCUCAAAACCAACUUCCUGUGAGACGACUCGCCGCCGCCUCAGGACGGAGGUUUGAUCCCCGUCAGCACCGUGCUGCGUUCACUGUCCCCCGGGACAAACUGACACUGACCGGUGACAUGAAGGACGAAAGCCAACGCGCCACCAUGUCGGGAGACGGACGAUAUGAUGACAUCACAGUGUUUUAACCCUUUGAACUCUCAGCACGAUUUCUUUCAAAAAUGGGGGAAAAAAGUCGAUGAGCAACUCGACGAAAAACGAUCCACAAAUGACACGAAGUUAAUAGAUUUAGAAAAUAAUUUUUUUUUUCAAAUGUCCAAGAAAAAAACUCUGUUUCUAAUGAUCAUUAUUACAUUUUUCAGAUAAUUUCCUGCAUUAUUACGAGGCGAGGCGGCUUUACGUAUACAGCACAUUUCACACGACACGGCCGAGCUCUACAGAGCAAAAAACACGAAAUCAUCAAAACACAAAACACAGCUGCAGACUUACCAUCAAAGAGUGAAGAGAGACGAUAGAAAAGUCCAUUUAAAAUGAUUUUAAAACAUUUAAUUGAAAAAAAUCACCGUUAAAAACAUUAGGAGUGCAGAGAUAACGGAAAAUGAUUUCGAAUCGAGUUUAAAUAAGUGUGCCGAGUAAAAAACGCCUUAAGCUUUGAACUGAAACUGGUUUAAAGUCGACGUUUGUUUCAGAUUUUUCGUGCUCUCCCAGGUCAUUUACCGUUUUUACUCUCUUUUCGUGUGAUUUUUUGCUCAUUCUGUUUUUCUCCGUGUUUCUGAAACAAAUCGCUGCAGUUUGAUCAGAGUUCAAAGGGUUAAAAUACUCGUGAAAGUCGACUGAAAGAAGCUCAAGAAAAGUGAUGCGGCUCCUUCUUUUAAAGGGUUAAUAUCCCACAGCGACUCCUCCCGCACGGCGGCGUGUUCCUCUGACAGGAAACGUCUCUGUUCACGCUGCACAGCACCCAAUCACACUUAUUAUCACGCGUAUUGAUCGCUCCGAUCACUGAUCGCUGUGAUCGCUCUGAUCGCUCUGAU